Sphaeramia orbicularis (orbiculate cardinalfish) is the source of this 922-nucleotide messenger RNA. RefSeq names its product methyltransferase-like protein 23. Gene Ontology annotation, cellular component: cytoplasm; nucleus. NCBI's taxonomy places the organism in Eukaryota, Metazoa, Chordata, Actinopteri, Kurtiformes, Apogonidae. The transcript is spliced from 4 exons. The record is from RefSeq and is a predicted model, not a curated record. The coding region runs from base 120 to 698 and encodes 192 amino acids.
AAACACAGAGACCUGGGGAACUUUAUUUCAUUGUAUCAUGUGUUCUAUCAGUCUGAGGUCUUUAUACACGUCCAGUCUAAUUGUGAUCUUCUCCUCAGGUUCUGGAUCCACAGUAUGGGAUGUAUGUGUGGCCCAGUGCGGUGGUUUUGGCUCAAUAUCUAUGGAAACACAGAGAAGAGCUGAGAUCCAGGACGGUGCUGGAGCUCGGUGCUGGCGCCAGUCUUCCCGGCGUCGUGGCGGCUCGUUGUGGCGCGAAGGUGAUCCUGUCCGACAGCGAUACGAAGCCUCUGACUCUGCAGAACUGUAGGCGGAGCUGCGACGCCAACGGUCUGACAGAGGUCCAGGUCCUGGGUCUGACCUGGGGGGACAUCUCACCGGACCUGGUUCUGCUCCCAGAACUAGACCUCAUCCUGGGAUCAGACGUGUUCUACGAGCCCAAAGACUUUGAAGACGUUCUGGUGACAGUUGCGUUCCUGCUACAAAAAAACCCCAAGGCUCAGUUUUGGACGACGUACCAGGAAAGAAGCGCCGACUGGUCGAUCGAGGUGUUGCUCCACCGGUGGAACCUGAACUGUGUUGACAUCCAUCUGGAAACAUUCGAUGCUGAUAAACCAGACCUGGCAGGAUCGAGUCUACCAGGAAGUCACAGCAUCCAGAUGAUGAUCAUCACCCUGAAGAAGGACGACCAACGAACAUAACAGGAUCUGGGGGGGUGGGGGCUGUGGUGGGACGAAAACUCAAUGCAACAAAAACUUUCAUCACAGAACCAUCACAGAAGAUGGAUGGAGAUGAUGGAGAGUUUUUUUAACCUACAAGAACAUUCACAUUUGUCAUAUUUAAUUAAAAAAAAUCAUCAACAAACUGUUUUAGUAGUUUCAGUCUAUGUUGUGAAGAUGUUCAUCCAUGACCCUGUUCCAGAGCG